Messenger RNA from Daucus carota subsp. sativus, 1076 nucleotides. RefSeq lists its product as uncharacterized. The transcript has 3 exons. Lineage: Eukaryota; Viridiplantae; Streptophyta; Magnoliopsida; Apiales; Apiaceae. The coding region runs from base 149 to 673 and encodes 174 amino acids. The record is from RefSeq and is a predicted model, not a curated record.
GUCGAUUGAUUUAUAAGCACUUGUAACUAAUUUGAAGCCAAAAUUUGAUUUAGGUGGCGCGGGUGUGUUCAAUCAGCGACUUUCCAUGUUUGAAAUUUAUAAGACGCACUCUCCUGCUCGAAUUUAAAUUUUCACUUCCCGCUUUGCAAUGUCUCUAGCAGAAGAAGAUGAGUGGGAGCUUGUAAACGACGAUGGCUUCGUCUACAAGCGCAAGAAACGCCCUCGCCUUGAUAUUAGCGCCACCACAUCAGCUCCGCCUCCAGAUCCAGCGCUGGAGGAGAAGAAUCGGAGGAAUAGGAAGAAAAGAGCCCUAUUGAAUCUCAAAGCCAAGUAUGAAGCUGAGAUUUCUCGAUGGGAACUUUUGUCGAACACCUUGAGGGACUUGAAUUUGCAGACCCAGAAUGUUGAAAAGGGGUUUGAGAAGGUUGAUGUUGGUGAAAUGGGUAAUGAAUUGCCGGUUGAAUUUUCGGGUUUUAGUCGCUGUGGUCUUAUUGAUGAACUUCUUGCUCAGGUAGAAGCUCAAGAAGCUCUAAUUAACAAUGUUGCCAAUUUAUGUGAGGCUGCUGAAGCAUUGUGCAGUCUUCAGGAAGAGCGGUCAAAGCAGUUUCUACUGAAUCUUCCAGUUUGGGAUUCGUCACCGCGUGAGCUCAUGAACGCUCUGUGUGAUGAAUGAUCAGUGAGUUAUGAAAUGGCUUAAAGCACUUGCAAACUCAUCAAGGGAAAGGUAGCCUUUUAUAAUCAUUCUCCUGUUUAAUGGGUACUUAUUUGCCGAUGAUUGACCCACUUGGGGAAACUUAGUGGUCCCUCCUUUUCUUGAUUUCACUUAAACUAACCUAGAAACGCGUGUUUCGGUUGAAAUGUUCACCUAAUAUAGUCUAUUCAAUGCCAUCCGUAAUUCUCUGUACCUAGUCCUAGUGACUCUGAUCCGGUGUAGACAAGAUGUAGUAUUGUAAGGUUCUGCAUAUCUUACCCUGUGCCUGUUAUAAAACGCUAGAAAUAUGAUGAACUUGGUUGUAUGUUGGUGUAAAAAGGUACAUUGAACAUUCAAAUGCUAUAGAGUUGUGAUUCUAGCUGCU